Molecule: messenger RNA, 1006 nt
Organism: Triticum dicoccoides
Lineage: Eukaryota; Viridiplantae; Streptophyta; Magnoliopsida; Poales; Poaceae
Product: caffeoylshikimate esterase-like
Exons: 9
Coding region: 1-936 (311 amino acids)
Source: RefSeq, a predicted model, not a curated record
AUGGCUAUGGAUCAGUGCACCGAUGAUGUCAAGUAUGAAGAGGAGUUUAUCGUGAACUCCCGGGACACCAAGCUGUUCACCUGCUCAUGGAUGCCGCACAAUUCAGAGCCCAAAGCUUUGAUAUUCAUCUGCCAUGGGAUUGCAGCAGAGUGCAGUGUAUCAAUGAGAGAUACUGCCUCCCGUUUGGUGCGCGCCGGGUACGCCGUCUACGGGAUAGAUCACGAGGGGCACGGCAGGUCGUCUGGCCAGAGAUGCUACGUGCCGAACUUCAGCGACGUCGUUGCCGACUGCUCCAGCCAUUUCAUGAGCGUCUGCGAUAAGCCGGAGAACAGGGGGAAGAAGCGGUUCCUGUACGGGAUCUCCAUGGGCGGGAGCAUAGCGCUUCUCCUCCACAGGAAGGAGCCGGCCUACUGGGACGGCGCCGUUCUGCUUGCUCCAAUGUGCAAGAUUUCUGAUGACAUGAGGCCUCAUCCGGUGGUGGUGAGCGCUCUGAGGAUGGUAUGCGCGGUGGCGCCCGGUUGGAGGAUCAUACCCAUCCCGGACAUCAUCGACAAAGUCUGCAAAGAUCCAGAGAUGAGAAAACAGGUUCGCUCCAAUCCGUAUAUUUACAGGGGAAAGCUCCCAUUGAAGACCUGUCAUGAACUCCUCAUGGUGAGCCUAGACAUUGAGAAGAACUUGCACGAGGUGAGCCUGCCGUUCUUGGUGCUGCACGGAGGAGACGACAUCGUGACGGAUCCUUCGGUGAGCAAGCUGCUGUUCGAGGAAGCGUCGAGCGGGGACAAGGACUUGAAGCUCUACCCUGGGAUGUGGCACGCGCUCAUGGCAGAGUUCCCUCAGGACGCCGAGCGCGUCUACUCCGACAUCAUCUCUUGGCUGGACCAGAGGGCGAAUUGUGCAGCCAAUGUUUCAGCGAAUACUGGCACGGCAAGUGCCUAGAAGGUGUUAGUUAAUUAAUUAUGCAAUGCAAAAUAUGCCAAGUGUUCUGUUUCUUAGCAAAUGUCAAGUG